Carcharodon carcharias (great white shark) is the source of this 2342-nucleotide messenger RNA. RefSeq names its product CREB3 regulatory factor-like. NCBI's taxonomy places the organism in Eukaryota, Metazoa, Chordata, Chondrichthyes, Lamniformes, Lamnidae. The transcript has 10 exons. The record is from RefSeq and is a predicted model, not a curated record. Gene Ontology annotation, molecular function: RNA polymerase II transcription regulatory region sequence-specific DNA binding; DNA-binding transcription factor activity, RNA polymerase II-specific. Gene Ontology annotation, biological process: regulation of transcription by RNA polymerase II; response to unfolded protein. Gene Ontology annotation, cellular component: nucleus. Bases 434 to 2257 code for a protein of 607 amino acids.
GGGGAGGGGGAGGGUUUGUGGAGUUGGUCAUAUGAUCACGGAAUCAAAACAAACCGAGUAACAAAACUGAAGGGGGGCUGAAGGCUUGGUUUCAGGAUCUAGGGUGUUGCGAACUUCCAGGAAUCUGCUACAAACUGGAUAUCGUCUGUGACAGCAUCAAGAUUAGCCAAAUAAUUUACAUUUGCAAUGUGGAGGAGACUCGGAACUAAACAGCCAAGAUGAUGGGCUGACGUUGAAGAAAUUGGAUGCUGCCGGAUGGAACAGACUUGAGCUGUAAUAAUUUUUUUUUAAUCAUCAAAUGAUUGCUGAACUCCUACUGUCCUUGGGGAGUUUUGACUGACUCGUGUUGCCGUAGAAAGCGUUUUCGUGCCAACUGAUUUGAGUGCCUGCCACAUUUUGUCCCGGUUUUGAAGCACCAACUCUAGGCUCGGUCAUGCCGCAGCCCAAUGUUAGUGGGAUGGAGCCUGCGUUCGGAGAUGCUUUUCGAAGCUGUUGCCUCUACUCAUCCUUAGACCAGACCGUCACCAGCCCAGACAGCAGCCCAGACUCAGGCUUUCUGUAUGAACAGGAACGUCAAUUAGCCUAUACAAAUAGCUCCAGAAACGACCUGCUGAGUCUGAAUCUAUACAGGAGCCCAGUGAAAGAGAAUAUCGAGCUUUUGAGUGAUCUGGUGGACGAUGAACCAUCUGACAGCAACAGGUGUGAGCGGUGGGAUAUAUCAGCUUUAGAAGACUUUACUAAGUACACCAAAACUGAUCUUUGGAACGACAAGGAGUUGGAUUUGUUGGGUUUGGAUGAGCAUGAGAGUCCUUAUCAAAAUGAAGCUGAGAUCUCUCAGACACCAACACUGGCUGAGCUGAAUGCUGAUGACUCACAGCUUAUUGCUGACUCUUGGUGUUUCUUUCGGCCUGUGAAGGACGCUUCCCCAUUCUCUAGUAAGCCUGACAGUGUCUGCAGAACUGCAGAGAACCCUAAAAAAGGCAACUGCAUGGAUCCUUUAAUAGAUCCUGACUACCAAUCAGAGAGUACUGUUUUUCUUCACAAAAGGGAAGACCAGCAAAGUCACCUGAGAAGCAGUAAGUCCUGCAUCACUGCCGUAGGCCCCAGAAAUACGGAGAUACCUUCGAAAUCUGGAAACCAUGACCUCCAUGACCAAACUAGCGACUCCAGAGCACACACAGACUCUGUGUCGAACCCAGAAGAACGAGCAGUUCAUAAUAGGACAACAUCAAGUUCUUGGAAGCAUCACAAGCGAUCAGCAGCCACAGGGCUGGGUGACGCAGGUGUUGAGAAAAGUGACUUUAAUAAGGGAGAUGGUCAAGCCUGCACCCACCUAACAGCAUUCCCCAUCUGGUCUGCUAGACAGGCAAGUGUGGGACAAAGCCCAGAGGCUGGAGUUGAACUGAAGAACCAUGAACACAACUACUCUCUGUUCAGUGCUGAAGGACUAGGAUUACAGACAGGUGAAGAGAGACUGGAGACUGAGAAUGGCUCUGACAGUGAGCAGGAUGACAGUGAAAAUGAAGAUGAUGAGGAGGAAGAUGAUGAUGAGGAUAAAGAUGACUUCAGCGAUUAUCUUUCUGAAGCAGGAAACGAACAUGAGACGUCAGCAGAUGUUGCUUCAGAGAUGGGUGGCAGGCGACUGAAGCGCCGGUAUUUCUGGGAGUACAGCGACAGCCACGUCACACCCAGCAAACAAGAACGGACCCUGCAGCCAUCUGAGUGGGACUGCUACACUUUACCCAGUAAUGUUUAUCAGAAGGAGAAUGGCGUUGGGCAAGGGCGGAGAAUGGCGAAAAAAUCCCGUCGCACAGACGUCGACGACUUGACGCCGAACCCAAGAAAGCUGCUCCACAUUGGGGACGAACUGAAAAAGCUCAACAAGGUAAUUGACGACCUGACACCAGUGAACGAGCUGCCAGUGAACGCCAGACCACGGUCCAGAAAGGAGAAAAAUAAACUGGCUUCUAGGGCCUGCAGACUUAAGAAGAAAGCACAACACGAGGCCAACAAAAUCAAGCUGUGGGGUCUGAACACUGAGCAUGAUAACUUACUUAAAGUUAUUGUCGCAAUCAAGCGGCAGAUUAUGCAGCGAGUGGAGAGCAGCGAUGGAUCCGAAGAAGAGAGUAUGACUGAAAAACUGGAUAAACUAAUGAAAGACACAAUCGGACGCUCUGUGGCGGGCCAGACGUCGGAGUUUGUGAACGAUGUGCUUGAGAAGGUGUCGGCCGGAGAGUCGGCUGGUGGACUGAGCUGACCAUUGCGGACGUUGUCCUCGACCCGAAACCUCUGCUUAACGACGGGAUGUUAUUAAACAGCGGGAAGGCGGAAAAACAAACAAA